GUGUGUGUGUGUGUGAGAGAGAAGGUGCAGGGUUGGCUGAGCAGCUUUCCUGCCAACAUCGGUAGGGAGGUGCUGGUCUUCAUGUGGCGAGCCUUCAAGAGACAAUAAGAGAAAGUAAAAGCUGUCGUGUCUCCUAGAGCCUCAGGAUGGCGGCGUAUUACACUCCGUUUCCACAGAAUAGCCAGAUUCCUGAUCAGGGGUUUCUCUGGAAUGUCUUUCAGAGAGUGGACAAGGACAACAGUGGCUCCAUAUCCGCAUCAGAGCUGCAGCAAGCUUUGUCCAACGGCACCUGGACGCCUUUCAAUCCUGCAGCAGUGCAGUCAAUCAUAUCCAUGUUUGACAAGGACAAGAAAGGAGGCGUGAACUUCAGUGAGUUUGCAGGUGUGUGGAAGUACAUCAACGACUGGCAGAACAUCUUCCGCACGUAUGACAGAGACAACUCCGGCAGAAUCGACAGGAAUGAGCUCAAACAGGCCCUUACCGUGUUUGGGUACCGACUCUCCGAGCAGUUCUACAGCACCCUCAUCCACAAGUUCGACAGGCAGCAAACGGGACAAAUGGCUUUUGAUGACUUCAUCCAGUGUUGUAUUGCUCUACAGAGGCUCACAGAGCUGUUCCGGAGGUACGACACGGACCAGGACGGCUGGCUUCAUCUCUCCUACGAACAGUACCUUUCGAUGCUCUUGAACGUGGUGUAGCGAGCAGGU
Messenger RNA from Scleropages formosus (Asian bonytongue), 707 nucleotides. RefSeq names its product programmed cell death protein 6-like. NCBI's taxonomy places the organism in Eukaryota, Metazoa, Chordata, Actinopteri, Osteoglossiformes, Osteoglossidae. The transcript has 6 exons. Gene Ontology annotation, molecular function: calcium ion binding. The coding region runs from base 147 to 698 and encodes 183 amino acids. The record is from RefSeq and is a predicted model, not a curated record.